Molecule: messenger RNA, 201 nt
Organism: Scutellospora calospora
Lineage: Eukaryota; Fungi; Glomeromycota; Glomeromycetes; Diversisporales; Gigasporaceae
Source: the annotation of a GenBank genome assembly
GUGUCAUUUUUUGGGAGAUCUCAAGCGGACAUAAACCAUUCAAGAACAUAUUUAAUAUAGAUAUAAUAAUUCGUGUAUCGCAGGGAGAGAAACUUAUGACAAUCAAAGGUACUCCAUUAGAAUAUGCUAAACUUUAUAAGCGUUGUUGGGAUGAAAAGCCGGAAAGUCGACCAGACACAUAUACCAUUCUUAAAGAUUUAG